AUGUCAGAGGCGGAGCAUACGACCGAAGGCAUAAAAUAUCUGGAUCCGCCUGACAAAUCGGAGUAUGACAAAACCGAAUAUAGAGUCGUUAGACUACAAAAUGGUUUAACAGCUUUGUUAAUAUCUAAAUUGGAUGGAGCGAAUUAUGACGAUAUAAACUAUGAAGAUCGUGAAGAAGGUAAUUCUUCAGAACGAGUUAAAGGAGAUAUAUCAAAGGCAUUUUGUAGCUUGUGUGUGAGAGUAGGCAGUUUUAAUGACCCACUGGAAUUUCGAGGCCUUGCACAUUUGCUUGAGCGCAUGGUUUUCAUGGGAUCCAAAAAAUAUCCUGAGAAUUUUAAUGAAUUUGUCAGUCUCUAUGGUGGCAAUACUAAUAGUGCAACAGGUUGCGAGUAUACAAGAUUUUACUUUGAUAUCUCAGUGAAACAGUUGGAGCCAGCUCUCGAUCAUUUUGUUCAAUUUUUCAUCGAUCAUCCAUCCUUAAUGAAAGAAGAUGCCAUCGCACGAGAGCAAAAAAUCAUAGAAAACGAGUUUCAAUCCUGUUUCUUGUCCUGUGACAAAAGUAGGAAGGAACUAGUUCUGACCGAUAUUGCCCGAAUUGGUCCUCCACCCAAGAGAAUUUAUUGGAAAGCGUUAACAUCACACAAUAAUACAUAUGAUGGCAAGCUGUACGAAGAGCUACACAAAUUUAGAGAGUGCCAUUAUAGCGCUCACAAAAUGACGCUAGCUAUACAGGCAAGAUUACCGUUAGAUACAUUGGAAAGAUAUGUCACAGACUCCUUUGCCGGUAUACUAAGUAAUUGGCUAUCUUUCGAUUCCAAUUAUGAAAACAACGACAAAUUUUUUGAUACUGUCGUUUUGAAAAAAAUGUAUAAAGUUAGAUCCAUCAAAGAUAUCAGCCAACUACAUGUAAUAUGGAUUUUGCCUUCAAAAUUUAAUCAGUACAAAAGUAAACCAUAUAAAUAUAUUUCAUCGAUUAUUGAGAAUAAAAGAAGUGGAUCUUUAACUAGUUACCUGCGUAAAAAAUUGUGGGCCCUUGAUUUGUUCUGUUGUGGUAUCUGUGAUAAUGAUAAUGGUUUUGGAUACAAUUCUAAGUAUGUUUUAUUCGAGAUUAUAGUAGAACUCUCCCGUGAAGGACAACAGCAUCUGAACAACGUUUUAGAUGUAAUAUUCUCCUUUAUUAAAAGUAUCUCCUUUAUUUUAGUAAAAAGGACUGGUCCACAAGAAUGGAUUUAUAAUGAGUUUUAUAAGAUUGAAAGAAAUAAUUUUAGGUUUUUUAGAUUUUUUAAUAAGCACGAUGACGUGUUUGAUUUAUGUAAGAGUAUGCAUUUCUAUCCGCCGCGUGAUUAUUUAACUGGAAAACAUAAUUAUUUCGAGUAUAACUCGGAAGCUGUAGAAGAAUGUUUGGAAUUUUUGAAGCCAGAGACAGUAAAUAUCAUGAAUUUCGGCAAUGAUUUAGAUUUAGAUAUGGACGAGCCACGUUUGAGAACUUACUGCUCAAUUACCGCAUUACCAAAGGAGUGGAUCGAAAACUGGAAAUCGAUCGAGCCAUUACCUUAUUUUCAUUUACUAUUACUCAAUGCAUUUAUUAUCGACAAUAUCUCUUUAAUAUCAGGAUCAGCAGAAACUUUGAAAUAUCCUGUAAAAAUACAGGAUAAUGAUAUUUUGGAGAUUUGGUAUUGCCCGAAGUUUUAUUGGCCGAUGUGUCAUAUAAACCUUCAUAUUGUUUGUUCUCUGAAAAUUGAAACACCAAAGGAUGCUGCUCUCUUGGAUAUGUACUGCAGUGUACUAAAAUAUCUAUUGGUCGAAGAAUUACAUCCGGCUGUAACAGCUGGAUAUGAUUAUGGUAUCGAUGUCAGUGCAGAAGAUAUAGGUAUUACAAUACAAAUGAGCGGGUUUGGCGAAAAACUGCCAAUCUUGUUGAAGAUUAUUACAAACUGUAUAAUACAUCUCUUUGUUUCGAAAGACUUGUUUGAAGUUAUUAAAGCGCAACAAUUGAAGGCAUAUUAUCAUAAAUUUAUGGAAACUGAGAAAUUCAUCAAGGAUGUAAAAUUAUGGAUAUUAAAACGCCCUUACUAUACGUACGUUCACAAGUACGAUUCUCUAUAUAAAGAUAUUAAUGUUGAAGACUUCCAGGACUUUGUAACUUCUUUCACCAAUUAUCUGUCCAUCCAGUGCCUUGUGCAAGGCAACAUAACGAAAGACCGUACGAUCGAUACCGUCAACAUUAUACAAUCUUUCAUCACACAAAUUCACUGUCCUUUCAGUACUAAUACGAAAUCUAUUAAAGUCGCUAUAUUACCUCAAUGUAUUCAUUACAAAUUGAAAAAUAUUAACCACAAGUAUGUCAACUCUGUAGUUACAAAUUAUUACCAAAUCGGUGUUGCUACAACUGAAUCAUCGGUGUUAAUCGAGUUGAUUCUCAUGAUGAUGAAAGAAUCGUUAAGGAACUAUCCACGACGUCAAGGGCUUAGUAACGUUUCGUGUGACCUUAGAAAUAUCAAGAAAAUAUUAGGAUAUUCUAUGACUGUUUACAUUCAGGAAAAUAAAUACUCAUUCGACUCUGUUGAUGAUGUGAUCGAGGAUUUUCAGAAUUCGUUUACUUCCAAGUUAUACCAAUUCUCAGAAACAGAAUUAGAUCAUGUCAAAGAAAGACUGAGAAUUUUAAAGCAACAUGACGAACAUGCAGAAAUUUUAAGAAACGGAGUUGACAGGAACUGGAGUGAGAUCACGAAGCAGCAGUACAUAUUUAACAGACAUGAAGUGGAAGCGCUUGCAAUAGAGAACAUAAAUAAGAGGGAACUGGUAAACUUUUUUCAAACGAGCAUACGGUGUAAAGCGCGUUUGAAAAAAUUACGCGUAUGUGUUGAAGGAACUCCGAAGGAAAUUGCAUUAAUUGCGGAAUCUCGUAAAAAAAAUAAAUACUCUUUUUCGGACUAUGUAAUCGACGGUUUGCACCAGAAAUUUUCUUAUUACUGA
Trachymyrmex septentrionalis is the source of this 2976-nucleotide messenger RNA. RefSeq names its product nardilysin-like. Gene Ontology annotation, biological process: proteolysis. The record is from RefSeq and is a predicted model, not a curated record. Gene Ontology annotation, molecular function: metal ion binding; metalloendopeptidase activity. NCBI's taxonomy places the organism in Eukaryota, Metazoa, Arthropoda, Insecta, Hymenoptera, Formicidae.